Messenger RNA from Fopius arisanus, 1044 nucleotides. RefSeq names its product proximal sequence element A Pbp45 (gene Pbp45). The transcript is spliced from 3 exons. Gene Ontology annotation, cellular component: snRNA-activating protein complex. Gene Ontology annotation, biological process: snRNA transcription by RNA polymerase II; snRNA transcription by RNA polymerase III. NCBI's taxonomy places the organism in Eukaryota, Metazoa, Arthropoda, Insecta, Hymenoptera, Braconidae. Gene Ontology annotation, molecular function: sequence-specific DNA binding. The record is from RefSeq and is a predicted model, not a curated record. Bases 126 to 923 code for a protein of 265 amino acids.
UAGCAUGGCGUAUCGAUGUUACCUCGACCACGACUGCAUUGGAAUCAAUUGAAAUGUUUGUUUAGAAGAAACGGAAGGGACGAAAAAGAUGUUGGAUUGCUAAAUAAAUAUCUCCAUUUACCUGAAUGAUGGAGGACAUCGAGUCUGAAGAAUCUGUGAAAGCCCCGGGUUUCAGAGAGGAUUGCCUCAGACUCUUGGAGAAGUUUGAGGAGAAUGAAGACUGCAGUUUCGAGCGAUUCUCUGAGCUCUGGAGGAUGAUGAAGUUUACAAACGUUUAUUGGAAUCGGGUGAGUGAAGCAGAGAUGCUGCAAUUCUGCAAAGAAGCCCUGGACAUAGCCAAGGAAUUCAUUUCUCCCAGCUGUAGUAUCACACGUAAGAUCGGGGGUAUUUUCCUCCUUUACGGUCUUUACUUCAAGUGCCCGAUGAAGGGCCUUAAAAUUAGAAAGACAAAAACACAGUGGGAGAAUCUCCUGCAGCUCCGGGAUGACCUCUUCAGCAGGCAAAAAAUGGAGGCGGUGUAUAUUCUGAAUAAACUUAUUGAAUCACAUGCUUUUGCCUUCUGCAUCAGAAAUCAUGAGAACGGUCUAGAGAACCACUGUGCCUUGAAAGAUGUAACGAUGAAGACAUUGGAGUCUUCUCACAGCAAACCAACUGAAAUCCUCUCGUCUCUGACCGAAAUUUCCAGUAUCAGUGAGGCCUACGUUCAGCUUAAAUCAAAAUUGCUCGGCAACUCCACUGGAAAUGUUCCCAAAUUGUACAAUGGCCUGGAAAUUAAAAAACUAUUAAAAGACAUCGAUAAAAUUAACGACGUUGGUUCGAGAAGAUCUAGAGGAACAUCCAAUGACAAUGAGGAUUUAAUAAAUGAUUCGUCAUCGACUGGAUCUGAAGACACUGACGAGGACUUCGACCCGGACCCUGUAUAACUCUUUUUUUUAUUGUAAUUCAUUAAGAAUAAUUCAUUUGUAAAUGUCUUUUAUAAAUUUUGUUAGAAAAAUAACGUAGUACUCUGAGAUUUGUAUAAUCGUAAACACCACUUGGAUCUGU